AUGCCUCCUCUCCGUCUGUGGGAGACGAGCGGUUGUCCUUUUGUCCUUGGGCUCCCCCAGCCAGGAUGCUCCAACUGUCAGUUCUCUACCAACCAACCCCCACUGCCCACCUCCACUCCUCCAACUGUCAGUUCUCUACCAACCAACCCCCACUGCCCACCCCCACUCCUCCAACUGUCAGUUCUCUACCAACCAACCCCCACUGCCCACCUCCACUCCUCCAACUGUCAGUUCUCUACCAACCAACCCCCACUGCCCACCUCCACUCCUCCAACUGUCAGUUCUCUACCAACCAACCCCCACUGCCCACCCCCACUCCUCCAACUGUCAGUUCUCUACCAACCAACCCCCACUACCCACCUCCACUCCUCCAACUGUCAGUUCUCUACCAACCAACCCUCACUACCCACCUCCAGUCCUCCAACUGUCAGUUCUCUACCAACCAACCCCCACUGCCCACCCCCACUCCUCCAACUGUCAGUUCUCUACCAACCAACCCCCACUGCCCACCUCCACUCCUCCAACUGUCAGUUCUCUACCAACCAACCCCCACUGCUCACAUCCACUCCUCCAACUGUCAGUUCUCUACCAACCAACCCCCACUGCCCACCCCCGCUCCUCCAACUGUCAGUUCUCUACCAACCAACCCCCACUGCCCACCUCCACUCCUCCAACUGUCAGUUCUCUACCAACCAACCCCCACUGCCCACCUCCAGUCCUCCACCAACCAACCCCACUGCCCACCCCCACUCCUCCAACUGUCAGUUCUCUACCAACCAACCCCCACUGCCCACCCCCACUCCUCCAACUGUCAGUUCUCUAACAACCAACCCCCACUGCCCACCCCCACUCCUCCAACUGUCAGUUCUCUGCCAACCCUCACUCCUUUAA
This is a messenger RNA of Oncorhynchus masou masou (cherry salmon), 891 nucleotides long. RefSeq lists its product as uncharacterized. The record is from RefSeq and is a predicted model, not a curated record. The transcript has a single exon. Lineage: Eukaryota; Metazoa; Chordata; Actinopteri; Salmoniformes; Salmonidae. Bases 1 to 891 code for a protein of 296 amino acids.